UGUCAAAUUGAGUUUUUUUUUGUUAAAUUCAGGUAGAACCAGAUUUAAUUUUAAAUCUAAUUUCCGGUGUAAUUUAGUAUAAUUCGAUUUAGGAAAAAAAAUAUGUUUGAUCCCAUCGGUUCGGAAUUUGUUCUGUCAAACCGGACCAAACCGGUAACUAAGUGAUUUUGAAAUGUUGUCGAUCGGUUGAAUCUAAAUACCGACCAGAACCAAUAACCAAAAGGUUAGGUUUGGUUGAAAUCCACUUGUCAUAACGGUCAGGUUAGGUCGAUUAUUACUUUAUUGGUCCCGGUGAUAACAUUCCUAGCCUCAACUAGGAAUAUACUUGCAUGAGAAAGGGGUUAAGCAAAGACCUAUGAUCAAAAUGUUGAUAACUUUUUGGAACACAUAUUCGAGCAUUAGUACAAGUAAUGAACGAUCUCGGCAAGCUACUAAAACUAGUUUACUCAUGUAUAAUAAAAUAAAAGGAUGUGCUUUGUAACAUGCUAAAGCCAUACCUUUCCCAAAUCUCAAAUCGCUUUCUUCUUUAUGAAUCCAAGAACAAAAGGAUGUGCUUAUAUAAACAUUUGAAUCUUGGAGCUUAGCUAACAAAAAAGGAUUACUGUUGUUAGUAAAUAAAACGCGAAACCAAAACAAUCAUGGCGAUUAAUGGAUAUGAAUAUGGAGCUUCAUCAAGAAAGCGAAGAUCUCUGUACCACAACCUUGGAGGAGGACACUUUGCUGAUAUAAUGUUCUGGAAAAACAAGAAAGAAUCAGGAACAAUCUUGGCGGUUUUCACAUUGAUAUGGUUCUUAUUCGAAGUGGUUGAAUAUCCUUUCAUCACUUUCCUCUGCCAGAUCCUCUUGAUCUCCAUCUUCAUAUUCUUCAUUUGGUCUUACAUUGGCUCUUCACAACUAAUCAAGAGGCGACCACCAAGUAUUGACGAUCUAAAGAUCUCGGAAUCAACUUGGAGACUCUUGUUCGACAAGAUAAACUGGUUCAUCAUCAAACUGUAUGAUGUUUCAAGUGGAACAGACUUUAGACUCCUAGUCUUGGCCGUUGUUUCACUGUGGAUAUUAUCAGUCGUUGGAAACUAUUUCAGCUCUCUGACGCUCUUAUACAUUGUAUUUGUGGGACUGGAGACGAUACCGAUGCUGUAUGAGCUAUACGAAGAAGAGCUGAACUAUGCAGCAAGUAAAAGCGGGAUGAACAUGAAGAAGCUCUUUGAUAACUUCAACUCUAAAGUCAUUAACAAGAUCCCUAAAGCUACUGGUAAAACUAAGAGGCGUAUGUAACGUUAUGUACUAUCAAUAUUAUGAAUCAUCACAUGUUACAUCAAAAAUUUGUAUGUCUUUGUUCACGUAAUCAUGAAUGCUCAUCAGAAAUUCAUAAUAUAUAGGAUUAAUUGAGUGUGUGUUCUUCUCCCUAUUGAAUCGGGGGAAUGACGUGAAAUAGCCCAAAGUUUAAUUUAAUUAGUUUAUUAUCUUGGUUUGGUAGGGAGCCUAUUCUCUGGGUGUGGAGUGUGGACCAUUGAUUUAGGAAACUCACCAUUUUUGUUGUUCCUACGUCUCCUCUCUCCAACCCUUUUUGUUAUUUCCUUUUCAUCCUUUACUUGAAUGAUGGAUGACCUUCCAUGAUCAUAACUUGGAAGACAAUUUAGACAAGAGUCUAGCAGUUAGAAUCUUGGUAUAAUCAGUGCUAUUUUCUUUUUGAAACGGAAAUCAAGUGUAUGCCCUUCAGCCAUUCAAUCAAAUCUCUUCCAUCUCUAUUCUCAAACAAACCAUAAACUCUACCAAUUCAUUGAGCUGUCACUUCGGAUAAAGAAUGUAAUACAGAUUCAACAAAGGCAAAAGGCAUAUGUGCACAAAGUUUGUCUACUUGUAAGCUACUUGCUUGCUUAACCUACUUUUCUAAUCAGGCCAUUUUGUUUAUCGUAUGGUAAGCAGAAGCAAAGAGUCAGUAUAAGUAUAAAGCACCAAGCGUUUUAUGUAACCAUUAAUACAAAAUUAUACUAUGCAAUGGUUAAGACAUUCACCGGAGUCUAUAUAAAUGUCUUAACAACACAUUAAAAAAAAACAAAAUAGGUAUUGCAUUCUAAAAACAUAAAUUUAAAAAGAAGAAGAAAAAAAAAAA
Molecule: messenger RNA, 2112 nt
Organism: Brassica rapa (field mustard)
Lineage: Eukaryota; Viridiplantae; Streptophyta; Magnoliopsida; Brassicales; Brassicaceae
Product: reticulon-like protein B14
Biological process (GO): response to bacterium
Source: RefSeq, a predicted model, not a curated record